GCUUCAAUACUGGUAGAUGAUUCAUGCGCGAAACAUGCGACCGGUUUGAUUUGAAACUAUGAAUUUCUCGGAAUGUUUUCAACAAACUUCCGAUCUGGUGGCUUAUUCCCCAGAUGGAAACUUUGUGGCAAACGCCGUUCAAUACCGGCUUGUAGUAAGAGACGCCGAAACUCUGCAAGUAGCGCGUAUGUUUACCUGCGUUGAUGUGCUGCAGUUUCUCCAGUGGUCACCAGACUCUCAAUUUAUACUCUGCGCCCUCUACGACAGAGGAAUAAUUCAAAUCUGGAAUAUAGAGCAUUCUGAAUGGAACUGUAAAAUUGAUGAGGGAUCAGCCGGACUAAUCGAUGCCUGUUGGAGUUCCGAUUCCCGCCACAUAUUAACAACAUGGCAAUUUUACUUACGCAUCACUGUAUGGUCAUUAGCUGCUAAAACUGUUUCAUAUAUAAAAUAUCCCAAAAAUUGUCCCAAAAAUAAAUCUUUCAGUAGAGAUGGAAAGUUUCUGGCUCUACUGGAGAGGCGCGAUUUCCAAGACUGUAUUAGUAUUUUUAAUGUAAACUCUAAUUGGCAAUUACAUAAGCACUUCCAAUGUGAGACGGAGGAUGCUAACGGUAUAGAAUGGAUUCCAGACGGUAGCGGAGUCGUCGUUUGGGAGUCGCUCAUUCCAAAUAACUUAAUUGUCUAUGAUAUGCAAGGAGUCAAAAAGGCAAACUUUCAGCCAACUUCAUCAACUGCCGGCUUUCGCUGUCUGCAGUUUGAUAAAUCAGCUAGUCUAUUAGCUGCAGGCUCAUUUGAUGGACGUCUUUUCAUUUUGAAUACAGUUACCUGGAAGGCUCUGUGUAUUAGAGGUCACGAAACUGAAAUUGAUUCUGUUGACACUAUUGUGUAUCGGCAAGAAAACAAAACACCGGAUCUAAGUUUGAAAGAUCUAAAAAGUAUUCGACAGUCUAUGCAGAGUCAUUAUGCGUUAGUUGAUGACAAGAAGACCGAAUUACCUCUAAAAGAGAUUUGUGAACAAACGGAAGUUGCUACUGGAAUAUCUCGUCUGGGAUUCAGCCACAAUUCUCAAUUUCUUUAUACAGUGAACGAUGCUCAUCCUCAAUGCUUGUUCAUUUGGAAAAUAUCAGAAAUCUUUAAGCUUCAUUCUGUUCUCAUUCAUAAAGAAAGCAUUACAGAUAUAGCUUGGGAUCCCAACGAAACUCGAUUAGCUUUAGCAACGACAUGCAAUAAUCUUUUUAUGUGGUCUCCGUCAGGAAGCCUGUGCGUCAGAAUUCCAUCAACGCCUAAUAUAAUGAACGUUUCCGGAUUAUGCUGGAAUAAAAAUAGCAAGAGUCUAGCUUUAAUGGGAAGCGGUAGUUACUGCGUGUGUUUUUUCUCUAGUGACAAACGUUUAUCUGAAGCCUAG
Dimorphilus gyrociliatus is the source of this 1402-nucleotide messenger RNA. NCBI's taxonomy places the organism in Eukaryota, Metazoa, Annelida, Polychaeta, Dinophilidae. The record is from the annotation of a GenBank genome assembly.